AUGCGUUACAUUUCUGCCUAUUUGCUCGCCAGUCUCGGCGGAAACUCCGACCCAAAGGCUGAUGACCUCAAAAAGAUUUUGAGCUCCGUAGGAAUUGACUCUGAUGUUGAGAAUAUCAACAAAGUCGUCGCUUCGCUUCAAGGAAGGAAUAUGGAAGAGAUUUUUGCCGAAGGAAUGACAAGAAUAGCUUCAGUGCCCUCAGGAGGAGCUCCAGCCGCUUCAUCCGCUGCCCCAGCUGCUGCUGCCGCUGACACCAAGGCCGCCAAGAAGGAGGAGCCAAAGGAAGAAUCUGAUGACGACAUGGGAUUCGGACUUUUCGACUAA
Caenorhabditis remanei is the source of this 324-nucleotide messenger RNA. RefSeq lists its product as uncharacterized. Lineage: Eukaryota; Metazoa; Nematoda; Chromadorea; Rhabditida; Rhabditidae. The record is from RefSeq and is a predicted model, not a curated record. Gene Ontology annotation, biological process: cytoplasmic translational elongation. The transcript is spliced from 3 exons. Bases 1 to 324 code for a protein of 107 amino acids. Gene Ontology annotation, cellular component: cytosolic large ribosomal subunit; ribosome. Gene Ontology annotation, molecular function: structural constituent of ribosome.